Acanthisitta chloris (rifleman) is the source of this 1618-nucleotide messenger RNA. RefSeq names its product membrane-bound O-acyltransferase domain-containing protein 2. The record is from RefSeq and is a predicted model, not a curated record. The coding region runs from base 133 to 687 and encodes 184 amino acids. Lineage: Eukaryota; Metazoa; Chordata; Aves; Passeriformes; Acanthisittidae. The transcript has 5 exons. Gene Ontology annotation, biological process: lipid modification. Gene Ontology annotation, cellular component: membrane. Gene Ontology annotation, molecular function: acyltransferase activity.
UUCAUUGCAGCAGAUGCAAUUAAUAAUGCAGCAGGGUUUGGUUUUAGAGGCUAUGAUAAAAAUGGAGUUACACGUUGGGAUCUAAUAUCAAAUCUGAGAAUCCAGCAAAUAGAGUUUUCCACAAGUUUCAAGAUGUUUCUUGAUAACUGGAAUAUCCAAACAGCUCUUUGGCUUAAAAGAGUGUGCUAUGAGCGAGCCACCUUCAGCCCAACGAUCCAAACCUUCAUCCUUUCUGCCAUCUGGCAUGGGGUUUACCCAGGAUAUUAUUUAACGUUUUUAACAGGAGUACUAAUGACACUAGCAGCACGAGCUAUAAGAAACAAUAUCCGACACUAUUUUGUCGAAUCACCUGCAGUUAAACUAUGUUAUGAUAUUGUAACGUGGAUGGCAACUCAAGUAGCAAUAAGUUACACGGUCGUGCCAUUUGUACUGCUCUCUGUAAAACCCUCAUUCACCUUUUACAGCUCCUGCUAUUUCUGUCUUCAUAUUGCCAGCAUCCUGGUGUUGUUGGUAUUUCCAUUGAAAAGAACUCAGAAAGGAAGUAAAAAGCAUGAAAGUGUCCAGCCCGUGUGGUCCAAAAAACUAGAAGAAGAACAUCUUUUGCAAAAGAACAGUUAUUCCACAACAAAUAAUAGUUUCAGUCAGAAGCAAGAAAUAACCUGCAGAUAUCAAACACUAAAACAGUGAUUGAGGAAAUACUAUGAUGAAUAUAUUUUGUAUGUUUUCAGAAACCCAUUUUUAGCACCUUUUAAAGGGGUUUGUAUUUGUUUGCAAAGAUGUUUAGUAAGAAAAGAAUGCAUUACCUAGGAAAAUCACACACAAUAGCAAGACUGGAAACAAAACAAAGUAACCCCUCCCAUGCCAUGUCCCUGUGGGUCACGCCUUAUAUGAAGAUAUUACCAUUAUUUCAAUGGGCACUCAGGACUUGCAACGUAUGUCCAUAGGGUCAUGUGUGUGCCCUUUGUUGAAUGUACGUUGUGUAUCCCAAGGCACUGAUGGGGUAGAAUAAAAUUGUGUCAAUCUAGGAUUAACAAAUGGAAAUUAAUUUUUCCAAAUGAAUGACUUGCCUUAAACCCUCUAUUUACUGAAAUAUUGUUUGUAAGUGGGUAUUUUCAAGUUCGAUUUUAUGUGGAAAGCAUCUUGCAAAUAUUUAACACUAUAUGCUAUGAGGAAGAUAAGAACAGGAAAUGCAAGGUCACCAGAAGACUUUUCAAUCUUUAAAAGGGAAUUGCAAUAAGCAUCUCAGUAUUUGGAGGGUUUUCUUAAAGUAUCUCAAACUAUUACAGUACACUACAGAACUGUAAACAUUGAUGCCAAAUUAUAGUUAGGUUUCUUUGAUAAAGAGUAUAACUACUCUGAAUGGAUUAAAAUCACCCUUCUGAAUGGAUUAAAAACACCUUAAGAUCCACCUUUUCCAGGACUUGAUAGCUCUAAUGUAGGUUUCUUUUACUUUCAAGUACCUUAACCCAAUAAAACACUGCCAAGUGGGCUUUGCAGCUGGAGGGGGAAAGGCAGCCAAAAGGCACAGAAGACAAUGUGCAAGCACUGGGAUGUCAAUGAAAGUGCAGUUUUGCCCUUCAAUACCAGAAAUACUUGUUCUAGAAUAGAACUGUUUUAC